This is a messenger RNA of Guyanagaster necrorhizus, 643 nucleotides long. RefSeq lists its product as uncharacterized. NCBI's taxonomy places the organism in Eukaryota, Fungi, Basidiomycota, Agaricomycetes, Agaricales, Physalacriaceae. The coding region runs from base 56 to 643 and encodes 195 amino acids. The record is from RefSeq and is a predicted model, not a curated record. The transcript has 4 exons.
ACUGAACCUCUUUGCCAGACAAGAGUAAACUCCGAUAUCUAGCUCUACAUCCCAUAUGGCCUUCAGAAGGGCCUUUCACCCAAAGGGGAGCCACCCACCACCCGAAGACGUCUUCGCCUGCAUUGGGAAACGAUCUCAGAGGCUUUUCAUUUAUGCCAAAGCUUAUCCGCAAGACGAGGCGCCAGGAUCUGUAGUCGAUCAAUGCGGAAACUUGUUGCGCAACAUAGAGGAUGGACGUCAUUCAAUGGCGACAAGGUCGCAGCGUGUCGGUCCAUUCUGGGGUUUCUCGGUGUUUCAGAAUGGCUCAGAUCUUUCUCGGACUGAUCUUUCAGGUGUCCUCGGCCAUAAUCCUCAUCAUGUGCGAGGGCUGUUGAUGUACCAUCCUUCGUUGGCCCAGUUUCUGAUUUCCCCCAAACCGUGGCCAUCACUCAGUGCCAGGACCAUCAUCUGCUUGAUUUCUCGCGACUGUAUAUGCCACCGAAGCAUCACCAUCAUUACAUUACAGAAAGACACCUUUUUAGGACCUGACCAGUGCACAUUCAGCCCAACCGCGGCGGACAUGCGACCCAAGUCAUCUGUCGACGGUGCGCCCGAAGAACGCUUACAGACAUUGGGUGGAGCAUCUACAUCUAUCAUACUCUGA